Molecule: messenger RNA, 576 nt
Organism: Helobdella robusta
Lineage: Eukaryota; Metazoa; Annelida; Clitellata; Rhynchobdellida; Glossiphoniidae
Exons: 6
Biological process (GO): signal transduction
Cellular component (GO): cytoplasm; nucleotide-activated protein kinase complex; nucleus
Molecular function (GO): protein kinase binding
Source: RefSeq, a predicted model, not a curated record
GUCUUCAAAUGGAAAGGUCAAGGAGAUAAAGUCUUUCUUUCUGGAAGCUAUGAUAACUGGUCAACCAAACUACCUCUGGUCAGAAGUGGUUCCGAGUUUUUCACUAUCAAAGAAUUACCUCAGGGCACCCAUGAAUACAGAUAUCUUGUUGACAAUGAAUGGGUUGUACAUAAGAAUGAACCAAUUGUGGAUGGCAAGAUAGGCGGCCAGUGCAACGUCGUUACUGUCAACAGAACAGACUGUGAUAUUUUUGCUGCAUUAAGUGCUGAUGAUAUUAGAUCCACAGGUGUAGUACCUCUAUGUACGAACAGUGGUUGGACACAAGAUGUCCCUCCGCGAGGAACAGGGUACACAUUUAUGCGGAGUGGACCACCUCUUUUACCACCUCAUCUUUCAAACACGAUUCUCAAUUUAGAGACACCUCCACAGUGUGAUCCAACAAUUCUGGUGCAACCAACUCAUGUCGUGCUUAACCACCUGUACACAUUAUCAAUAAAGGACGGAGUUCUGGUUUUAGGCACAACAUACCGUUAUAGGAAAAAAUAUGUAACAGCUGUUUUAUAUAAACCUAUUUAA